GAAAUGGGUGACAAAAAGAAGAAGACAUUCAUGUUCAUCCGGCUUGUUUCGGCUGCUGGGACAGGAUUCUUCUAUGUGAAGAGAAAGAGUGCUAAGAAAGUUGCUGAGAAGCUUGAAUUCCGCAAAUUUGAUCCUAGGGUCAAUCGCCAUGUCCUGUUUACUGAGGCUAAAAUGAAAUGAGGUGUAAAAUUAUGUGCUAGAUCUUCGUUAUUACUCACUUUUAUUUUUUCUUUUGGAUCAGUAUAGUGUUGCAGUGGAUAAUUUAUUUGAGUAGGCUAAUAAGUCAUUGUUCUUGCUAUUUAUGCUGUUCGGUAAUUCUCCCCUUCCUCCAUUUUCCCGCAUUGAAUCUUAGACGGCGGUCUGAAUUUUUGAUUCAUGGGUAUCUUAAUGGAUGACCUAAUAGCAGUAUUUAGUUA
Molecule: messenger RNA, 416 nt
Organism: Ricinus communis (castor bean)
Lineage: Eukaryota; Viridiplantae; Streptophyta; Magnoliopsida; Malpighiales; Euphorbiaceae
Product: 50S ribosomal protein L33
Exons: 1
Coding region: 4-180 (58 amino acids)
Biological process (GO): translation
Cellular component (GO): large ribosomal subunit; ribosome
Molecular function (GO): structural constituent of ribosome
Source: RefSeq, a predicted model, not a curated record